Molecule: messenger RNA, 1068 nt
Organism: Gossypium raimondii (Peruvian cotton)
Lineage: Eukaryota; Viridiplantae; Streptophyta; Magnoliopsida; Malvales; Malvaceae
Product: F-box protein CPR1
Exons: 2
Coding region: 1-1068 (355 amino acids)
Molecular function (GO): protein binding
Source: RefSeq, a predicted model, not a curated record
AUGGCGACCCUCUCGCAUGAUUUGACCAUUGAAAUACUACGUGGUUUAAGUGUAAAAGACCUUCUACGCUUCAAGUGUGUUUCAAAGCUCUGGUGCUCUUCGAUUGAUGAUCCAUAUUUCAUCAAACUCCACCUCUCCCAUUCCCUCAAAACCAAUACCAAUCACUCCCUUAUUCUCCGUCGCUGGGGGUACGACUUCCUCUCCGUCAACUACGACUCACUCAAAACAACUCAAGUAAUCAAUCCCCCACUCACCAAUAGUCCCAUUAAAAUAUUGGGUUCUUGCAAUGGUUUACUUGCUCUGAUAGACGACAAGGAUAGAAUAUUUCUGUGGAACCCUUCAACGAGAAAAUCCCAGGUAUUACCUUCCACUGAAAUAGAAUUUUCAUCUACAUCGAUUAGCUCUGCCCCUUCAACUUACUAUGGAUUUGGGUACGAACCCAUUUCUGAUGACUACAAAUUGGUUCGAAUGGUCCAAUCACAUGGAAACAAUGAUGAAUAUUUUCAUUCUGAAGCUAAGGUUUACAGCUUGAGGAGCAAUUGUUGGAGAAGGAUUAAGGAUGUCUGCUUUUAUCUUAAGUUCAAUCGAAAAUUCGGGUUUUUGGCUAACAACGCUUUACAUUGGAUGGUAUUUAAAACUCCCCAAUCGGAUAAUAGAAACCUUGUUGGUUUCAAUCUCGGGAGCGAGGAAUUCCGUUUCCUUGAAUUACCGGAUUUUUGUUUAGAUAAGCUUUUUUGGGAAAUCAAUAAUUUUGUGGUUGAUGUAUGGAUUAUGAAGGAAUAUGGGGUUAAGCAAUCUUGGAUUAAAUCGAUAUCAUGGAACGAACCCCACAAUAUUUCAGAUACUCCGGUUGCAGCUCCUUUGGCUUUUUCAAAAAAUGGCAACAAAGUUUUAUUCAACAUUGCAUACAAGUGGUGUCAUUUGCGCAAAAGAGACGGUAAGUUUGUGUGGUAUGAUUUGGGAAGCCAAAGGGUUGAGAAUGUUGGGAAUAGACAGAUUCCAACUUCAUUUGAUGUGGACUUGUUUGUUGACAGCCUUGUCCCUCUUAAUAGUAAUGCUCAACAAUGA